AUGCGGCUGGUGCUCCUUAUGCAAUACGUUUGUCCGGUCAUCGUUGUGAUUGUUGCCAGCGGAGGUGCAUUCCUUUGGCCAGUGGCAUUGCGCUUGUGGAGAUUGUCGCAAACGUUGGUGCCUUUGGACAGCAAGGAUUCAGAUGCUCUUCGGAUAGGCAUCUUGGGAGCUUCGUUUAUUGCAAGAGCAGCAGUCGUCAGCGCUGCAGAUAAGAGGAAAGACAUCGUUGUGUCUGCUGUCGCGGCGCGAGACACGCAGCGUGCAAAGAAUUAUGCCGCCCAGUACGACAUUCCUGCCUUUCAUGGGGGGCCACACGCGUAUUCCAGCCUGCUGGCGAGAGACGAUGUCGAUGCGGUAUAUAUCGGACUGCCAACGGCCUUACAUCUAGAGUGGGCCAUUGCAGCAAUGCGUGCGGGCAAAGACGUCCUGCUGGAGAAGCCAGCAGUGCUAAAUGCAAACGAGGCAUCAGAGUUGGCCCAGGAAGCCAAACGCACUGGGCGCAUGGUCUUCGAAGCCGGGCACUACCGCUAUCAUCCAGCAGCCAAGCGGGCAAAGCAGCUGAUGUCCUUGAACAUUCUGGACGGUGGUGUCGCCCCGCUCCGAUCUGUGGAGGUGAGGUUCUCAAUGUUGGACCCUAAAGCUUGGCUGCGCCGCAUGUGGAGCCUGGUGAGCAGUGACGACUCCAUGCGACCAGACGAACGCUUGGCGGAGCGGGUGAAGAAUUUUGAUCGUUGGUGGUACUGUGUCGACAUGCUCUUGUGGUCGACAGGUGCUUUUGAUGCACAUGUAGUAUCGGCCAACGAAAGUCGGUUCUCCUUGGCUGCUACACUGGAGCUUUACCUGUACCCAUCCUUGGUUGUCAAUGUUUCCAUGUCAAUGGCUAGAGAUUCACUCCUUGAUCCUUUCACGUGGAGCGUCUCAGCUUUGGGACAGACCUCCGAUGGACAGGCCUCCCUGAAACUCCACAACUUCGGCUUCCCUUUCCUUUGGCAUCGCUUGGACUGGAAGAGCCUGGACGUGGCUCACUCUGAGCAGCUCUACGGCUUUGGCGAGACGACGUUUGAACACCAACUGGGCAGCUUCCGAGAAGCAUUACAGUCGGGCGACCGCCAGGAGGACGCCAUCCUCCUCACCAUGAGAACGGUGGACCGCAUACUGGAGGUGGCCGGCCAUGGAGCUUUCCCUUCGAAGGAGGUUGUACAUCAUCAGUAA
Molecule: messenger RNA, 1212 nt
Organism: Symbiodinium natans
Lineage: Eukaryota; Dinophyceae; Suessiales; Symbiodiniaceae
Source: the annotation of a GenBank genome assembly